AUGACCGAGAACCCCAGAAUAAGCAGAUGGGCCUGGAUGUUCGGCGAGAUGUUGCGCGAGAGACGUGUCGAAGAUUUUUUAAAGCAUUUGGAUGGAUACAAUGAGCCACCAAGCUCUCGAUUCAAAACAGAGCCAUCGAACCGGACCAUCGGGCGCCAGCGAGUUUCAAACUUCAUACCUUUUUUUAUCGCACCCAUCCGAAUGUUGGAUAAGGAUCCAGAAAAUCCACCAGCGGAUAGUGAAUCUCCAAAGGAGCCGGAGCAAGAACAGAAUCGGAGAGGUCUCUAUGCGCAAUACCUCCGUGGAGAUCUACAAUCUGAAGAAGAUUCACAAGGGCCUUCUGGAGAGAAUCCUGUAGACGAUCCACUACAGAACAAUGAGCCAGAACUUCCAAAUUUGAAAGAAAAUGCCGUUUCGGAACCUAGACAAGAACGUAUUGGAACAGAUUCAAACUGGGUAGCCAACUGGCCAGAUGGACCUCCAGAACCAGCUGCAGAGACUGUGGGACGGAUGCAGAGAAUCAGAAAAUGGUUCGCCGAUUUUUGUAAGUGCUGCUCCGUACGAACGAAUUCAGAAGAGACAUCCAUGGAGAUGCAGAAUGUGGCCGCUGAUCCUGUAACAGUGUCUACGCUCGCCAAAAUGGCUGAUGGAUUAGGAAACAGGAGAUGGACGCGAAUGUUUCGCAAGAGACACGUCGAGGAUUUUUUGAAGCAUAUGAAUGAAUAUGAUGGACCAACGACAAGGCAUUCGGAAGCGACCCAAUCAACACUGCCCAGUUUUCCAAUUUUCCGACGUGGCUUCAUGGUUGAUGAGCAACAAAACAGAUCAUCAUUUUUCGGAGGUGUUCGCUGCUUCCGUCAACCCCAACCACCCCCACCGUCAACCAAUAAUAACCCGCAAAUCGGAACAGUGAAAAUCUUGAAUUGCUUCGGCGAUUAUUGGAGACUGUUCACACGAAGAACGCCACGACAAUUGGAAAACGUGUCGUUGCAAGAGCUGGAGCCAGAACCUCAAACUAAUUUGACAGCCGAUUUUACGGACAGAAAACAGCCAAAGAUCGCCAAUGACGAGCAUCAGCCAUGGAUUCCAAGUGCAACAGAAGAUCCAGACGCCGUUAGAGAGCAGGAAACAUAUCUCUAG
Caenorhabditis briggsae is the source of this 1140-nucleotide messenger RNA. The record is from RefSeq and is a predicted model, not a curated record. Lineage: Eukaryota; Metazoa; Nematoda; Chromadorea; Rhabditida; Rhabditidae. The coding region runs from base 1 to 1140 and encodes 379 amino acids. The transcript has 9 exons.